Molecule: messenger RNA, 956 nt
Organism: Salvelinus fontinalis (brook trout)
Lineage: Eukaryota; Metazoa; Chordata; Actinopteri; Salmoniformes; Salmonidae
Product: tetraspanin-33-like
Exons: 7
Coding region: 136-942 (268 amino acids)
Cellular component (GO): membrane
Source: RefSeq, a predicted model, not a curated record
ACAUCUGCUUUGGACAGUUUAAACCCCUCCUGUUCUCUUCCUUUGAGACUGCGUGUCUUUCUCCUGUGUUAUACUUUCACAAAGACACUAUGUCCAGGUUCAUAUUUAGUCUACUUUCAUAUCGUUCUACUCCAUAUGCCUAGUUACAACAAGAAAAAUAACAUUGUGACUUUUUUCUUUUCAUUUUAUCAGAUGAUCUCAUUGGUGUUGAUGUCUAUUGGCAUUUACGCGAGGAUGAUGAAACAUGCCGAGGCAGCCAUGGCCUGUCUAGCGGUGGACCCUGCCAUCCUGCUGCUGAUCGUGGGGGUUCUCAUGUUCUUCAUCACCUUCUGUGGCUGUGUGGGCUCCCUCAGAGAGAACAUCUGCCUCCUACAGACAUUCUGCAUCUUCCUGACUAUCAUCUUUCUGCUGCAGCUAGCUGCAGGUAUCCUGGGCUUCGUCUUCUCAGAUAAGGCACGGAAUAAAGUGAGUGAGAUCAUCAACAAUGCCAUCGUUCAUUAUAGGGAUGACAUUGACCUACAGAACCUCAUCGAUUUUGGUCAGAAAGAGUUCAGCUGUUGUGGAGGUGUCACCUACACCGACUGGUCUCAGAACAUGUACUUCAACUGCACCACAGACAACCGCAGCCGAGAGCGCUGCUCUGUUCCCUUCUCCUGCUGCCUGCUGUCUAGAGAUGAGGCGGUCAUUAACACAAUGUGUGGUCAGGGGAUGCAGGAGCUGCCAUUCCUGCAGGCUGGUGCCUUCAUCCACACCAAUGGCUGCAUCGACAAGCUGGUCAACUGGAUCCACAGCAACUUGUUCAUGCUAGGGGGCAUCGCCCUGGGUCUGGCUAUCCCACAGCUGGUGGGGAUCACCUUGUCUCAGAUUCUGAUCAACCAGAUAAAGGACCAGAUUGAGCUUCAGAACUACAACCUGCAGCACCGUACAGACCCUUGGCAGUAACCUGGUCAUGAUUA